UCAGGGCCGCCUGACCCCACAGCAUUCUCACUGUAUCAGCGACUCUCACCUUCCACUGAGCCCCACACCAGCUGUUCUCCCACCAGCCAGCUGUUCACCUGCUGCCAGAUCUGCUCCACCCUCUGUGACACACUUCAGUUGUUGGCAUCCGGGGCUGGGUGGACCCAGAAGAGAAGCGUGUCUGGCUUUGAAUCUGCAGAGAACUCAGAUGAUUCAUGAAGGCAGAUGAAGACGAUGUGGUCCUUGGAACCCAGAGCCCUAGUCCUAGUCCAGCUGUCACUAAAGUACCUGCUCCUGGAGGCGUUGUUGUGCACCUGUGCGGGAACCCAUACUCUACACUAUGACCUCAUGGCCUUGUCUCAGGAGGGGUCAAGGGAGUUCGAAUUCAGGGCCCAGGGAUACAUUGACAAUGUGCUCUUCCUGCGCUAUGAUGGCUACAGGAGAAGAGCAGAGCCCUGGGGGCCUAGGAUCAAGAGACAAGGAGGAGAUGAGAUCUGGACAAGAGAGACUGAGGACUUGCAGGAGAAGGAGGAGCAACUCGUGAGGAUGCUGACUGAGGUCAUGACCCAGAAGGGCCAGCAUGGAGGCAUUCACACCCUUCAGGCAACUUUUGGCUGUGAAACCCAAGGAAACAACACUGGAGGCUUCUGGCGCUUGGGCUAUGAUGGGCAAGACUUCCUCACCUUUGACCAGAAGAUCCCAACAUGGAAAGUGGUCGUGCCUUCAGCACACUCAUCCAAGACAUUCUGGGAGGAACAUGUCCCCAGUGUGGAUCAAAUUAAGACUUUUCUGAAUGACAUAUGUCCUGAUCAUCUCCAGAGACAUUUGAUUUAUUUGGAGAACCAGUUGAUGGAUACAGGUCCCCCGAAGGUGACAGUGUCCAGAAGGCCAUACCCAGUGGGCAGGAUCACCCUGACGUGCCGGGCUUUUAAUUUGUAUCCUCGUGAGGCCACCCUGGCCUGGCUUCAGGAUGGGAAGCCGGCACAGCAGUAUUCCUUUGGCCCUGGGACCAUCCUUCCCAGUGGGGAUGGGACCUUCCAGACCUGGGUGUCUAUUUGGGUUCCUCCUGGACAGGAACCACACUUUACCUGUCGCCUGAGGCACCGAAGCCAAAACAUCGAUGUCCCUACACUCCUUGGACCUCAAGCCAGGAAAACUGGUAAAGCCACCAGCUCAGCUUCUGCUCUUACAGCUUCUGCUUUUCCUGCCAUGUUGGUAUUUCUAGCCAGUGCCUAGAGCAGCAAGAACACACAGGACAGCAAGAGACCAGCCUUUCUUAUGGCUCCUGUGCAGCUUGAUGAGACACCAUGUGAUUUUGAGCAAUGAAUUCUCUGGGAACUACAACAGGAUCUUUCUACAAAAAGGAAGGUUUUUAGAUCAUAUCUCAACUAACAGUUCUGCAGUACUCACUGAUAUAACUUCUGCAGCUGCUUCCACCGUGGCCCUGACCCAGCAAGUACACACUGCCCAUUUUGUUGAUCAGCUUGCUUUAAUACUUCUGUGGCUUUGGCAGCACAAGAAUGUAUAGACACAUACAUAAAAGCUUCAUUGCACACUUUAGAAACUGUGGUAUUGCACCUAGGAGAUACAGUACAAGCAACAUCAUGGUGGCACACACCUUUAAUCCAGGAUUUGAGAUCUUAUGUCUAGCUUGGGAAAGACACAUGCCUUUAAUCCCAGGAAGUGAUGGCAGGAAACAGAACGGUAUAAAAGGCGUGAAGACUAGGAACUAGAGGCUUUUAAGCUUUUAGGCUUUCAGCAGUAGUUCAGCUGAGAUCCAUUCGGGUGAGGACUCAGAGGCUUCCAGUUUGAGGAAACAGGAUCGGCUGAGGAGUUGGCCAGGUGAGAUUAGCUGUGGCUUGUGUUCUGUCUCUCUGAUCUUCCAGCAUUCACCCCAAAACCUGGCCCUGGGUUUGAUUUUAUUAAUAAGACAUUUUAAGAUUCGUGUUAUACCUGUCGCCCACGUUCAAGGUCCGAAUUUGAGAAAAAGCCGCUUACCUGUGGCCUUACAUUCCCCAGCCCAGGCCCAAGCUGCAUGCAGCCAAUUGUGGUGGUGCACACUGGUAGGAUUUGCUGAAGGAGGCAGAGGCAGGAGGAUCCCCAGUUUGAGGCCAGCCUAGGAGACUUGCUGAGGAGAAGCUGCAGCUGAGGCCGGGCUGGGCCACCAACAGUGGCAACUGGACCAUGGAGUCGGCUCUGCAUUGCUGGCUGCUUCUCAUAGUGUUGGUGGCUAUGGUGCUGCUUCUACCAGGGACCAAGGAUUUACUGCUGCUUGUUCAGAGAACAGUUGCCAGGACCAUCUUAUUACAAGAAAGCAUCAGCAAAGGUCAGUUUGGAGAAGUUUGACAAGGCAGGUGGUGGGGAGAAGUUGCGGUGAAGAUGUUCUCUUCUAGGGAAGAAUGUUUAUGGUUCCAAGAGGCAGACAUUUAUCAGACUGUGAUGUUAUGCCAUGGAAACACCCUAGGAUUUAUAGCAGCAGACAACAGAGACAAUGGCACAUGGACUCGGCUGUGGCUGGUGUCCGAUUACCAUGAGCAUGGAUCCCUUUUUGAUGACUUGAGUAGAUACCCUGUUACAGUGGAAGAAAUGAUCGCACUCACUCUGUCCAUGGCAAGCGGUCCCAUGGAGAUUGUUGGUGCCCAAGGAAGGCCAGCCAUUGCUCACAGAGAUUUGAAAUCAAAGCAUGUCUUGGUGAGAAAGAAUGGAACCUGUUGUAUUGCAAACUUGGGACUGGCUGUGAGACACAAUUCUGGCACAGAUACAAUUAAGAUUGCUCCAAACCACAGAGGAGGCACACACACACACACACACACACACACACACACACACACACAAAUUCUGCAGCAAACCAUGACCAUGCCUAACAGCAAAUUUGAAAUCUCCAAAAAGAUGACAAUUCCACAUGGCCUAUGAUAAAGCCAUUAAGCUGAUUAAUAACACCCAAAGAUUGGCUUUGGACUACAAACUGCCCAGGACAAUUUCAAGAUGGCUAGCUGAGAUGAUCCAGAUUCACAGACUACUUUAGCAAGGACUUAAGACAAGCCCUGCACUUUCCCAUUAUGCAGAGACUGGACAAAUGAUACAGCUAACUCUCCCAAGGCUUGACAAUUAACCCAAAAUUUUUCUUUUCAGGAUCCCCUAAAGAUGCCUUCACCCCCAAACAGCAAAAAGGAAUUUUAAGAACAAGAUGCCCACAUUCCCAAGAAGUGGGGUGGGUGUUUUUUGAUUGUUUCAUGAGUUAUGGAUAUUGUCAUUGUUUACGAUGGUUUGUUGCAAGUUGUUAAUUGUUAACGGUCAGGAAAAAAAAACCUAAACAAAGGAGAUUAGACACGGGCUUCUUGUUUAAAAAAGAAAAAGAAAAAGAGAAAGAAAGAUAUAAAAAAAGGUAGACUACUGAAUUUACUCUGAAAAGAAAAAAGGGAAGAAGAUAUAGAAAUGAUAAGAUAAAAGGUGGAUUUUUGAAACUACUCAGAAUAAAAGAGAGAAUAUGUAUAUGAUAAGAUAUAAUGGUAGAUUAUUGAAUCUACUUUUAAAAAGGAACUACUUGUUUUAAAUAGGCUAAGUAAUGAAAUAUUUUGUCUGAAUUUGUCAAAUGUUAAUGGACUGGACAUUGUUAAUAUAUAGAAUGGAGUGUUUUGUCUGAAUCUGUCAAAUGUUAAUGGGCUGGACAUUGUUAAUUUAAUUUUUUUAGGGUUUACUGACUUUAUUGGUUCAACAAUAAACAACGAAGAAAAACAUUAGUUAUUACUCCCAGGGCAUUAUCCAUAGUCUCAAAAACAAUCCUUCGAAUGCUUAAUGUAGUUCUUGAUGGUAUAUAUUGCAUAUACUUAUUGUAUAUAAUUUAUCUUAUAUUAGUUAUAACUUUUUUAAACAAAAAGGGGAAAUGUGGUUGAUAUACUGUGCACCCCAAUAAACUUAUCUGGCGGUCAAAGAACAGAACAGCCACUAGACAGACAUAGAGGCCAGAAAAUGGUGGCACACACACCUUUAAUCCUAGUAUUCUGGAGGCAGAGAUCCAUCUGGAUCUCUGUGACUUCAAGGCCACAUUGAAAAUAGAGCCAGGCAUGGUGGCACAUGCCUUUAAUCCCAGGAAGUGAUGGCAGGAAGCAGAAAGGUAUAUAAGGUGUGAAGACCAGGAACUAGAGGCUUUUAAGCUUUUAGGCUUUCAGCAGUGGUUCAGUUGGGAUCCAUUCAGGUGAGGACUCAAGAGGCUUCCAGUUUGAGGAAACAGGAUCGGCUGAGAAGUUGGCGAGGUGAGGUUAGCUGUGGCUUGUGUUCUGUCUCUCUGAUGUUCCAGCAUUCACCCCAAAACCUGGCCCUUGGGUUUGUUUUAAUUAAUAAGACCUUUUAGGAUUCAUGUUACACAGUAUAACAUCAGUUUACAGUGCCCUGCUGGCUUUACAUAUAUGUUUUACCCCUUUAACCUAUAAUGA
Molecule: messenger RNA, 4433 nt
Organism: Peromyscus californicus insignis
Lineage: Eukaryota; Metazoa; Chordata; Mammalia; Rodentia; Cricetidae
Product: MHC class I-like protein MILL2
Exons: 6
Coding region: 226-1236 (336 amino acids)
Biological process (GO): antigen processing and presentation of endogenous peptide antigen via MHC class I via ER pathway, TAP-independent; positive regulation of T cell mediated cytotoxicity; immune response
Cellular component (GO): external side of plasma membrane
Source: RefSeq, a predicted model, not a curated record